AUGGCUACCGACGAAGAGCUGGCCGCCUUUGAGCGGCUGGCGCGGACGGCAUACCUAGACAUCGGAGCAGCACGGGCCGAGGCCGAGGCUGAGCUGGCUCCAUUUCGGACGUCGCUCGAGACGGUGGAGACCUCACGGGCGGUGAUGGUGAGGACCCGCGAGCCGACGGCGCUGCUGUACGCCACCCAGGCACUGAUGUGGCUGGUGCCAAACAACUGGAGCGCGUUCUCGGUCCAUGAGAGGAAUGGCCUUCGGAGCUUUGUUCUUGAGCUCAUCUACGAGCGAGCGCGUGAGCUCGAGCCGUACAACGAGACCUUUCUCAUCGCCCUCCUAGUCCGCCUCUGCAAGCUCGGCUGGCUCGACGAGUCCGGCAUGAACUCGCUUGUCGACGACGUCUCCACCUUUUUCAAUACCUCGUUUGCGCACUGCGUCCUCGGCAUGCGCAUCUACGAGCAACUCAUCCAGGAGAUCAACCAGCAGUGGACCGGCCACUCGCCCAUUGAGCAUCGCAAGUACGUGACGGCCUUCCGCGAUUCGGCCCUCUCGGACAUCUAUGCGUCGUCGCUCACCCUGCUCCGCCGCCUUGUUUCUGGCGCAUACGGCAACGAGGAUCCGGCUGCACAAGAGGCGCUCGCCGUCAAUGCCCUCAGGGUCGUUGCAGAGUGCUUCAGCUUUGACUUUAUCGGCACCCUCACCGACGACCAGCGGGCCAAGAACUCGUCGCUGCAGAUUCCCGACGGCUGGCGCGAGUCGAUUGAGGAUCCGGACACACUGCAGCUCCUAUUUACGCUCUACUCGCACGCCGCCGUCUACUCGUCCAAAGCCCUCGAGGUCAUCACUCUCUUUGUCGCCGUCCGCCGCUCGCUGUUCUCGUCCGAGGAUGUCCGCCUCAAGUACCUCAACCAGCACAUGCAGUUUGUCAUCAACGUUCUCGAACACUCGGUUGCGCUUGGCGACGAAGAGUGCUACCACCACUUUUGCCAGUACAUCUCGCGCCUCAAGUCGCAGUUCCACGUCACCUAUCUGGUCAAGGCGCCGGCGUACGAGCAGUGGAUUUUCGCGGUUGCCAACUUUUCGGUUGUCUCCUUUGAGUCGAUCGGCACCUCGUCGGGCUCCAUCUACCACAUCUUGCACUUUUGGAACGCCAUGUGCAUGUCAACGACCAACGGCGGCGUGUUGACGUCAAAGCUGGAGCCGCUGGUGGCCGGUCUCGUCGAGGCCUUUGUCGCCUCGCGGCUCAAUCUUGUUGUCGCCGUCGCCGACCACCAGGUCAUGGACGAUCCGCUAUCCUCGCCGCCGCUGCUGGAGGAGACGCUGGCAGCAUUUCCCGCGCUCGGCCGCUUCCACUACGAGGCCGCCGGCCGGUACGUCCUCUCGGCAUUUGAUCCGCUCAUCGACCAGUACAUGGGCGCCGUCCAGGCCGCCCACGACUCGGGCGGUGCGCCGCAGGUCCUCUUUCAACUUGGCGUGCUCGAGAGCCAGCUCGCGUGGCUUGUCUACCUCGCCGGCGGCCUUGUGUCGGGCCGGACUGCCUCGCGCAAGAACCCGGAUGAGGACAUGCUCGACGGCCAUCUUGCCGUCCGCGUAUUCCAGCUCCUCUCUACCUCGGACCAGGUGCUGAGCGAGCGCGGGCAAGACCACGCUUCGGUUCACCUCGAGCGGGCUCUGCUGUACUUUAUGAAAAAGUUCCGCAAGGCCCACAUCGGCGACCAAGCUCUUUCGCUCUCGCGGGCGUACGCUGCCCUCGGCUCAGAACUCAACCUCCCCGACUCGGCCGCUGUCCUCCGGGUCAUGAUCGAGAAGAUCUGUGUCAACCUCUCUGCGUGGUCUUCCAACGAAGAUCUGCUGAGCAUGACGCUCUCGUUGUUCAUGGACCUCGUCACCGCGCCGUACACCUCGCUUCCACUCCUCUCCAAGGUUGCCGCCAUCGACUAUCUGCUCCAUUCGCACGGCAGCGGCGAGCUUGCCUUUCUUGCCGAUGCGGGCAACGCCGGCCCGCGCAAGCAGUUCUACCACAUUCUCGGCAUUGUCAUCUUCCGCGACGACAACAUCGCCAAGUUUGACGCCUUUAUGCAGUGCUUUGGCGAGGCCUUUGCCUCGAUCGCCUCUGCGCUCGAGGCCGACGACGCGAGUGUCCUCGCCUCACCGCAGUUCCAGCACGCGCUCCAGGCGCUGUUCCUCGACCUCACCGGCGUCCUCACUGCGGCCAAGAAGGACAAUCACUACCGAAUCUUCUUUGACUGGAUAUACCACGACUUUGCGCCGCUCAUCCUCGCGCUCGUCGAGCGGUACUACGACAACCCGAGCGUGGUCAACCCCAUGCUUGUUUUUUGGGCCGACCUCGUCAACAACCCGUCGCGGCGCAUCAAGUUCCCGCCGGCCUCGCCCAACGGCAUCCUGUUGUUCAAGGCCACGUCCAAGAUUCUGGUCGCCUACGCCGCCCAGCUGCUGCAGAACGGUUUCCCGGCCGCGGUUGAGGAGUUUGCCGCCGUCCGCCUUGCCGCAGCCUCGCAGGCCCAAGGCCCCUCGUCCGAUCGUACCGCUGCUGACGGCGACGCCAACGCCGAGGGCCCGUCGCACGCACUCGCUGCCCAGCUCGAAGCCACCUUUUCUGGCAUCGAGCUCUGCCUCGCCAUGCUCCGGCUCUCGUUCUCCGGUGACUACUGCUGCUUUGGCGUCUUUGACCUCUACGACGACAAGGCGCUUGUCGACGCCAUCGACUGCGCGCUCGCCCUUGUCGUCGCCAUUCCGUUCGAGCUCCUCCUCCUCUACCCAACGCUUUGCUCUGGAUACUACGCCUUUUUGGAGGUGCUGGCCAAGACCCACACUCGCGAACUGUUGCGGCAGAGCGAAGAGACGCUAGGCCGCAUCCUGCUCUCGCUCAAGUCGGGCUUGCAGUCGUUCCAGCGGCGGAUCUUCACCCAAUCAUGCGGUGCGCUCGAGUUCCUCACCACCUUUCAGUACGAGAUGGCGUCGGCCGGCAAGCACCCGGAGCUUGCCGAGAUGCUGCAGAAGCAUCUUGACUCACAGGCCGCCGCAAUCUACCCAGAAAUCCUCGAGGUCCUCGCCUCGAUCUACCUCCUCAUCGACAACUCGCGUCUCCCGCAGUGGGCGGUCGCCAAGCCCUUCCUCAACUUUAUCGUCCUCUACUCGAACGAGUUUGAGCGGAUCAAGGCUGAUAUCGUUGCCCGGGAGCCGCCGCACCGCCGCGAGCGCAUUGCCGAGGCCUACGAGACACUCCUCGAUGACGUCGACUCCACGCUAGACGUUAAGAACCGUGACCGCUUCGGCCGCCGCCUCGCCGCGUUCUGUCGCAUGAUCAAGGAAGUUUGAGCGCGCUGCCGCACGAGCAAUGGAGUUCUCGGGAUUUACGUCGACGUGCCUGUGCUUGCUGUUUUGGAGCCGACUUUGGCGCCCUUGCGACGGCUGCCAGCCGACGAGGCACCAGCUCCGCCGGCACCGCUGCGAGCCGCACUCGACGAAAACUGCUCUCCGAGCGAGAUGUAGACGGUCAUGUCGCGCGAGAGCUGGUUCACAUCCUUGAUGUGGACGCCAUCCUCGGUGUACAUGCGGCGUGCUGCUGACGGCAGGCCCAGGACACGAGUCGCCUCGUCGAGGAGCUCCUUGAGCGAUGCGCCCACGAUGUGGCGGCCGGCUUGCCGCGAGCCCCACCCGUUGCGGUGGGCGUUGAGCCGAAUGUUGCCUUUGACCAGUAGACGCGAGCCCUCUGAGAUGGGGGCAAUGAGCGACUCGACACGCGAGCCGUCGAGCGGCUUAAAUGGUUCGCCGCACGAGACAACCACGUGCAUGUCGUUGGUGAUGUCCUUGAGCGAGUUGAUGGGCACGCCGGACGUGGUGUACAGCCGCCGCGCAGA
Molecule: messenger RNA, 3875 nt
Organism: Thecamonas trahens ATCC 50062
Lineage: Eukaryota; Apusomonadida; Apusomonadidae
Product: importin-beta domain-containing protein
Exons: 2
Coding region: 1-3333 (1110 amino acids)
Biological process (GO): protein export from nucleus
Cellular component (GO): cytoplasm; nuclear pore
Molecular function (GO): nuclear export signal receptor activity
Source: RefSeq, a predicted model, not a curated record